CCGAGACCAGGAAGUGAGUGCUGACCAUGUUGACCCAGCUCGGCGGGCGCUCGAGCUUUCCGGUAGCCUGCUCCAUGUGAUUAAAAACAUGCUAAUAACGCUGUGCUACGUCUACUUGUGGGUACGCUUCCAGAAGUGUUACACGCUGGUGAUUCGCAGCGCCGUGCGGAGGCUCUGCGGCAGCCGGGUCGGCUUCGCGUUUUGCACAGUGAAGCCGGGGGCGCCUCACGGGGGACAUGAUACACCCGUCCACAGGCUGAACAGCGCCAGGCGACCCAUCUCCGAGCAGCCAGAAGACACAGUGCUCCUGAAACGGGGGAACAAAGUGGUGUACGUAACGGAGCCGCAGGCUUGUGACUUCAGCAAGUGGACUGUGCCAUUGGGCUCCUCUCUGCUGGCGACUCCAAAGACUGAAAACAGCGAAAAUAUUGCUUUCCUCAUAGAGGCAACUUCAGAGCAAGGAGUUGCCAUAAAGCAUUAUACCUCAUCAAACAAUAAAACGCUGAGGUGGUCAGAUUACUGCCUGCCCCUGGCCCUCAGUCCUGGACAGCCAUUCCGGGCCGUGGCAGAGGCCAGUAUUGACAAUUUCAGCCACCUGGGAGUGGCCUUCAUGGAAGACCGGCUGCACUUGGACAACGGGCUUAUUCCAGAAAAAAUCGUUUCUGUCCUGCUCAGGGAAUCUGCAUUUGAAGAACUUGUUGAGAAUCAAAAGUUGGACUUGAAUAAGCAGAAAGACCUCCUCUUGAAUAGCGCUACAGAAGAAACCCCACUGUCACAGCACAUACCAUAUGAGAGGAGGAAAGUGCCAGAGGUAGGAGAAACGAACGGCGCAGAGCAGGCAUGUGAUGAGCUACAAAUUGCCCCUGAGCUGGAGAUACAAGAGAGUAACCCUGGGGACCAAGAAGUCUCAGAGAAAUCUGGAGCAGUCACGGACCACCACACAGAAGACUACCACAUGGAGGGUCGUCAUCUACACCUCUCCAGCUGCCAUGAGUGUCUGGAGCUGGAGAACAGCACCAUCCUCUCAGUGAAGUUUGCCUCAGCAGAGGACAUCCCCGACCUUCCAGAUGACUACGAAUCUGGGAGGGAUGGGGUUGAGGAGGAGUGGGGAGAAGAGGAGAGCUUUGUGCUUCGGACCAAGAGGGCCAACCCUGGUGGCAAGCCCCCCAAUGUGCUGGUGUACACGGGAGGCUGCGAGCGGCGGUUUGAUCGCGUGCAUGCUCUUCUGGCUGAGUGUGUUGACACGGACAGCUACACCGUGUACCAUCUGCGGCCCCCGAAAGCCCUCAGUGAGCCCUGGCUGAACAGUGCCUUGCUCUUGGUGCUGGCGUCUGAUGAGCCUCUGGCCCCUCAGCUCUGUGAUCGAAUCCUCGCCUACCUGCGGCUUGGCGGAAAGAUGUUGAGCCUUUGCUCCUCCUUCUGCCCUGCAGGUCUGGAGCUGGCACCCCGGGAUGCCCAGCAGGGCCGCAUUUGCAGGGUUAGCUUUACCAAGGCCAAUGCUACCGAACUUGAGCUUCAUGCUCUGGCCAGCAGCCAUGUAUUCGUGCAGCAGGAGGGUGGGCAGGCGGAGUACGAAGGCCAAGUGGAGCGAUGGGGAGAGCUGCAUGGGGACAGCAGGGACAUGGUCAUUGUCAGGGUGACACAUGGCAAAGAUGGCGGGGAGGCUGUGCUGUGUCAGGUGCAGUUGGAUGUGGCUCCAGACUCCCAGGAUAUUCAGAGUCUGCAGGAUUUUGAAAAGCUCAAAGUGAGCAAUGCGCUGCGCUAUGAAGUGCUGACAGAGAUCCUGAGCUCCCUGGGACUAAGGUGUGAGCUGAGCCAGGUGCCCCCACUCAGCCCAGUAUACCUCCUCUCUGCUUCACAGGAGUCCCAGGACACCUUCCUGCAAUGGCUAAGGAUGCAGGUGGACGGGGAGGGCGUGCUGAGGUCCAGCAAACUCUCGCUGAAAGCGGUUUCAUGUGCGGAGGCCCAGGCGCCAUUACCGGAGGGCACGCUGGCCCUGGUCACCGAUCCCCCAGAGGUCCUCUCGGAGCAGUUCAGUCUGCAGACCUACAGCCUGCACCUGCACAGCCGAGUCCUGGGCCGCAGCCUGCUGUUCGCCGAGACCACGUCCACCACCAUGGACCUGCUGGAAGGGUUGAUGCUCCGCUUACCUGGGGAAGUGGGGUUAAUAGCUAUCGCUGCUCGACAGACCAAGGGCAGAGGUCGCGGGGGCAACGCUUGGCUGAGCCCAUCAGGCUGCGCCAUGUUCACAGCACACGUGCGCGUGGAAAUCAGCUCACACCUGGGCCAGAGGAUCGCCUUCCUGCAACACCUGGCUGCUCUCGCGGUCGUGGAGGCCGUGCGCACCCUGCCUGGCUACGAGGACAUAGACCUGAGGGUGAAGUGGCCAAAUGACAUUUACUACAGUAAUGUGAUGAAAUUGGGUGGAGUGCUGGUUAAUUCCACAGUAAUGGGGUCGACGUUCCACCUGCUUGUGGGCUGCGGGUUCAACGUGGACAACAGCAACCCCACCAUCUGCAUCAAUGACUUAGUGGCCCAGCACAACCGGCAGUGGGGGUCCACGCUGGAGCUCUUCAGCACAUCCCAGCUGAUUGCCCGCAGCAUCUCUAAGCUGGAGAAGCUCAUCGACACCUUCCAGGACAUGGGGCCCCACGGAGUCUUGCCCCUCUACUAUAAGAGAUGGGUGCACAGCGGCACGCAGGUUCGCCUUUGGAGCGAGGAUGGGCCGCUGGCUGAUGUGGUGGGGCUAGACGAACACGGCUUUCUGCAAGUGCGUUCCGGCGAGCAAGGUGUGGUCUCCGUGCAGCCUGAUGGCAACUCCUUCGACAUGCUGAAGAACCUUGUGGUCACCAAGCAACACUGAGCUGGACUUGCCGGGCCUCCUCUGAGCACACAUCCCACCAUGGAGCACUUAUCUGCUAGCAGAAAACAGCACUUCUUUGUAUACAUUUUUUACUUUUUGAAGAGGGUUCAGUUAAACAUGUGCUCUGAACAUAGAAUGAUGUCUGUGUCACAUCACAGGAUCCAAAUAAAGAUUUUUUUCUGGGAACAUUAGCUGUUGACAUGCUGUGGAGCAGGUUGUACAUAAAGACAUUUGCUAACAAAGAGUUUCUUUAGUUUUCUCUAGCUGGACACAUUUGAAAUUUCUUGGGGACCAAUAAAGUUUGUUUUAUUGUUGGUUAUUAAAGUAUUGAUAAUGAUGGCCCAAGUUAAUUAUUGACACUGAAAAGUAUGCAGUGAAAUAUUGAAGGACUUUUUUUGACUUGUGUGUAAAGCACAGUGGACAUGCUUGACUAAACAUUGUGUUGACUUAAUUUGAAUGCGAUUUGAAUUUAUUUACUUCUGAAGGCAACUGGUGUAUUGGUUUGUAGUGGUCAGACAGGCUGGGAUAGUGCCUUUUACACAGCUGCCUGUGGUGUUUUUCAUAAGAAUAUUUCAAGGCUAUUACAUGUCAGACAUCUUUGAUUGGAAACAAACAAAAGACUUUCUGAGAAGUAUUCCCGAUGUUACAGACAGAGUCGCAAAGCGUUUGUCAGAUAUGUCCACAAAGUGCGAGAUGUUGUAAUGCACUGCCAGAAAGCUGCCCUAAAUCCAAAACAAAGGAUAUUUUCGAGAUGUAAAUAAAUUUCAAUGACAUUUGUAGAUCUCAGUGACAAAAAUCAGUGGGUAAAGUAACAUUUUUUAGCAGGAAUGUUUGCGGAGAAAAAAAGUUGGGCUUUUCUUCGGCUUGCACAAAAGCAUGUGGAACCACACCGUAUAUUCAUCUAUUGCUAAAAACUCUUUUCCAUUCUGCACUUUGUUCUUUAUAUAAAUUGGAUCUUAUAGGAUUUGUAAGAGUUUGAAUUUAUGUGCUAUAUUUUCAGAUUUGCCAAAUCGCAUGUUGUGUUUUUUGAUGUUAAUUAAAGUGAAAGGGAAAUGUUUUGCGGAAUAAAUGUUGUUAUUAGUGCUCGGAUCACUAUGGGGUCCUUACACACCUCCUGAACUGCAUCUACUGGCUUAUGAACCUAUCAUUGCAGACUAGGUCUUAACUAUAGACAGCUAUAAUAUAUACACAAAAUGACAAAACUCCAUCAUUUUGUAAACAAAGGAAG
Messenger RNA from Scleropages formosus (Asian bonytongue), 4091 nucleotides. It is a transcript of the gene hlcs, whose product is annotated as holocarboxylase synthetase (biotin-(proprionyl-CoA-carboxylase (ATP-hydrolysing)) ligase). The transcript has 11 exons. Gene Ontology annotation, cellular component: cytoplasm. Gene Ontology annotation, biological process: protein modification process. Gene Ontology annotation, molecular function: biotin--[biotin carboxyl-carrier protein] ligase activity. Bases 89 to 2863 code for a protein of 924 amino acids. Lineage: Eukaryota; Metazoa; Chordata; Actinopteri; Osteoglossiformes; Osteoglossidae. The record is from RefSeq and is a predicted model, not a curated record.